AACCGAAUAUGGGUCGGACAACUCACUUCAGGCAAUGCAGCUUGUAUCCGCUGGACCCGAUCCAAUUACACCCCUAGAAGUCUUGCGUCGCAAGACUGUGCCGGCAUCUUGCUUGCUUGCGUCCGCCUUUUUCCCUCUACCUCUCCGCCAGGUCUAUCCUGAUUUCGUGGCUAGGUCUUCGCCUUCUGCUUUUUGGGCUAACGGGAAAAUGUUCCUCACUAGAACCGAGUACGACAGAGGUGUGAACACAUUCUCCCCGGAAGGCAGAUUGUUUCAAGUCGAAUAUGCGAUCGAGGCGAUCAAGUUGGGUUCAACUGCAAUCGGAAUAAAGACUAAGGAAGGUGUAGUUUUGGCUGUAGAGAAGCGGAUCACCUCCCCAUUACUGGAACCUAGUAGCGUGGAGAAAAUCAUGGAAAUUGAUGAACAUAUUGGAUGUGCAAUGAGUGGACUGAUUGCUGAUGCUCGCACAUUAGUUGAGCAUGCAAGGGUUGAAACCCAGAACCACAGGUUUUCAUAUGGUGAACCUAUGACUGUGGAGUCUACCACCCAAGCACUCUGUGAUCUAGCUCUUCGAUUUGGUGAAGGUGAUGAAGAGUCCAUGUCUCGUCCAUUUGGUGUGUCUCUCUUGAUUGCUGGGCAUGACGAGAAUGGACCAAGCCUUUACUACACAGACCCAUCUGGCACAUUUUGGCAGUGCAAUGCUAAAGCAAUCGGAUCUGGUUCAGAGGGAGCAGAUAGUUCCUUGCAAGAACAGUACAAUAAGGAUCUCUCACUUUUAGAAGCAGAAAAGAUUGCUCUGUCCAUCUUGAAGCAAGUAAUGGAAGAAAAGGUAACACCUAAUAAUGUUGACAUUGCAAAAGUGGCUCCGACCUACCACCUUUAUUCUCCUUCUGAGGUUCAGGCUGUCAUCAGCCGUCUAUAGGAGAUCUGAUGAAUGGUAAACCUGUUAGUGCUGUACUAGAAUAUAUUGAUUAAUUGCUGUAUCCUCUUGGCCAGCGGUAUCAUUUUGAGUCUUCACUCCACAUUCACCUUUGGUAGGAUUUUUAUUUUAAUUGCUCGAGUGUUUCACCUUUUGGGAAACAUGUGGUCACCCUUGUGGCUUUUUUUGUUUUUUUGCAUCCUUUUUAUUAAAAAGUAUCUUGAAAUGCAUGUGUUUGAUUGCAAGCUCGCUGCAGGGCUUUCACGCUUUCCAAUUUCCCUAUAUGCUAAAACAUACUUUUUUGGAGAAAUCUCAGUUGACCCAUUAUGUUUGUGGA
This is a messenger RNA of Nymphaea colorata (pocket water lily), 1256 nucleotides long. RefSeq names its product proteasome subunit alpha type-5. The record is from RefSeq and is a predicted model, not a curated record. The transcript has 10 exons. Gene Ontology annotation, biological process: proteasome-mediated ubiquitin-dependent protein catabolic process. Gene Ontology annotation, cellular component: proteasome core complex, alpha-subunit complex; nucleus; proteasome core complex. NCBI's taxonomy places the organism in Eukaryota, Viridiplantae, Streptophyta, Magnoliopsida, Nymphaeales, Nymphaeaceae. Bases 35 to 922 code for a protein of 295 amino acids.